Molecule: messenger RNA, 450 nt
Organism: Alternaria novae-zelandiae
Lineage: Eukaryota; Fungi; Ascomycota; Dothideomycetes; Pleosporales; Pleosporaceae
Exons: 1
Coding region: 1-450 (149 amino acids)
Source: RefSeq, a predicted model, not a curated record
AUGGCAGACAGGUGGGCGAAGGCAGAAUGCCUGCGAGACGUCUUCGAGCUACUGGCGCGCGAAAUCCCGCUGGUCGACCGACCCAACAAACCACCGACUCGGCUGUCAGAGAAAACCGUUACGGCAAUCCGAGAGCACCUUCCACAGGUUCGCGCACUAGUCGUGCAUCGUCCGGUGUUGCGCAUGAUCGAUGAGAUGAUAAUGGAAGACUUCCAUCGCUCUGCGCAACCUUCCCAGCUACCAACGAUUCGUGGCAUGCUCGCUCCGAAUCACCAGGAACCUGAGGAAGACUUCAACAAUCAGCUACAACAGAUCAAUGGAAACUUCCAGAUGCCAUUUGCCAUGCAGCAGCCAUUUGAGUACGGGAUUGCAGAUUCUGGGCUUGAGGAUUUGGCUGUUGAUGGCCUACUCUCGUUUCCUGGGGUGUUUGACUUCGAAGGCUGGACAUGA